AACGUGGGGAGGCAGGGCCUCCUGGAAGAGGUGAGCGAGGGGAGCCUGGAGCCCCUGGACCAAAGGGGAAACAAGGUGAAUCAGGAACUAGAGGCCCAAAGGGGUCCAAGGGUGAUCAUGGAGAGAAAGGGGACUCUGGAGCCCUGGGACCAAGGGGUCCACCUGGUCAAAAGGGAGAUCAAGGAGCCACUGAGAUCAUAGACUACAAUGGCAACCUCCACGAAGCCUUGCAGAGGAUUACCACCUUAACUGUCACGGGUCCCCCUGGACCACCUGGACCUCAAGGACUACAAGGGCCAAAGGGAGAGCCAGGAUCUCCAGGAAUCCCAGGAGCUGAUGGAGAGCAGGGACUUAAAGGCUCAAAGGGAGACAUGGGGGACCCAGGUAUGCCAGGUGAAAAAGGAGGAAUCGGACUUCCUGGAUUACCGGGUGCCAAUGGAAUGAAAGGAGAAAAAGGAGACUCCGGAUUGCCAGGUCCUCAGGGUCCUUCCAUCAUAGGCCCACCAGGCCCACCAGGCCCCCAUGGUCCACCAGGCCCCAUGGGACCCCAUGGACUUCCUGGACCAAAGGGUACAGAUGGCCCUAUGGGACCCCAUGGCCCUGCAGGUCCCAAAGGAGAAAGAGGUGAAAAAGGAGCUAUGGGAGAGCCUGGACCCAGAGGACCCUAUGGUCUGCCUGGGAAAGAUGGAGAGCCUGGUCUUGAUGGCUUCCCCGGUCCACGAGGCGAGAAGGGUGAUGUAGGAGAAAAGGGAGAAAAGGGAUUCCGUGGCGUUAAGGGGGAAAAAGGGGAGCCAGGCCAGCCUGGCCUGGAUGGGCUGGAUGCCCCUUGCCAAUUGAAAUAA
Messenger RNA from Suricata suricatta (meerkat), 842 nucleotides. It is a transcript of the gene COL25A1, whose product is annotated as collagen type XXV alpha 1 chain. The record is from RefSeq and is a predicted model, not a curated record. The coding region runs from base 372 to 842 and encodes 156 amino acids. NCBI's taxonomy places the organism in Eukaryota, Metazoa, Chordata, Mammalia, Carnivora, Herpestidae. The transcript is spliced from 17 exons.